CGAGAUUUCCCCCAAAGUCUCGCGGUAAUGGUUGGUUGCUGUGGUAACGUCAAAAGAAGUGUACUGCUCGCUAGCUAGCUUGCUUGCUACAACAAAAUACAAAACAAUCAAUUCACAGUCAAGUCAUAUUGAGCGGUUUGACACCUAUACAAAACACGAGGAUUUUGUGGAGAGGAGAGAAACCAGUGUGAAGAGAUGGCGAGCCAGAGGCCACCGUCAGGGAGACCGAUGAGUCGGGGGUCUCUUGUACCAGGGAGUGGUAGACCUCCACCCACAGCCGUUAGGGUCGGAACUGGGAUUGUUCCGGGUACUGGGCGUCCUGGAACCAGAGGAGGAGCCCUAGGGACCCCUGGUGUUCUCUCUGCUCAAAUUAAAGUGGCCGACCGGCCAGUCACCCAGCAGGGCCUGAGCGGCAUGAAGACUGGCAUGAAGGGACCUCAGAGGCAGAUUCUGGAUAAAUCCUACUACCUUGGCCUUCUCAGGAGUAAGAUCAACGAACUGACAACGGAGACCAGCAAACUGCAGAAGGAGAUUGACACCUUCAAUCAGGAGAACUCUGUUUACCUCUCCUAUGAGAAAAGAGCAGAAGGACUUGCUGGUGAACUGAAAGAUCUACAGGGACAACUGGCAGAUUACAACAUGCUCGUUGACAAGUUGAACACCAACACUGAGAUGGAGGAAGUGAUAAAUGACUUCAAUAUGUUGAAAGCACAGAACGACCGAGAGGCUCAAAGUAUGGAUGUCAUAUUCACAGAAAGACGAGAGAAGGAGGAGAUGAUCCGUGCGGUGGAGGAGGAGAUGGAGAGGGAGAAGCAGGCCGCUGAUGACAUCAUCAAAAAGAUGUCUCCAGAGAAACAGGACCAGUACGCUGCCAUGAAGGCCAGCAACGACGAGCUGCUACAGGAGCUGGAUGGUCGUCAGGAAGAGCUGGACACCCUCAUAACACGGAAGGAGACGUUUGAAGCAGAGCUGUAUCACUCCCAGGUGAAACGGGAAGCUGUGUUACUACACGAGAAGCUUCAGGAGCUGGAGCUGAAGAGAGACGCCAUGUUGGCAGAGGACAAGAGCAUGGGAUCGCCCCAGGAGGAGAGGGACAGGCUGUUUAAACAGGUCAAAGAAGACAACCAGGAAACAGCAAGCAUGGAAAGACAGUUGACUGAGAUGCGUGAGAAGAUGAGCCUGAUCAACGAGGAGAUCCGACAGCUUGACAAUAACAUGGAGGAACACCAGGACGGUGAACGAAACCAGAAGUACAAAGAACUAAAGAAGAGAGAUGAGACUAUGGACAGUUUUCUGGAUUCAUUUGAUGAGACUAAAGCUACAGAGGUGGAGAAAAACCGUCAGACACAGGCCAUCAUCGUAGCUCUACUGGAACACUCCAGCAGAAACAUGAACCGGAUGCGCCAGAUCUCGUCGGUGACGGCCAGUGAGCUCAAGUCCAUGCAGGAAGACCUGAGCUUCAAGGAGACGGAGAUGCACAAGUCCCAGAACACAGCCAAGGGUCUGUCUUCAGAGAACCACCGUCUGACCCUUGACCUGCAGAAGGUAGAGCAGCUGGAGAGUAAGAUCAACACAGAGCUGACCAGCCUGAAGGACAGGAUAGAGACCAUGACUCAGGAGCUGGAGACGUACAGCAACCUGGACAUUUUAAAGGCUGCUGGAGAGGACAAGAAGAAGAGGCUGCAGGAGGACAGAGUAUCCCUGGCCCAGAGGAGAGACAGCUUUCACAAGGUCAUGCAGAAGAUGAAUGAGGUGUAUGAAGCUCUGAAAACACAGCUACAGGACAAUGAGACACAUGCUCAGCUGACCAAUCUGGAGAGGAAGUGGCAACAUCACGAGCAGAACAACUUCGUCAUGAAAGAGUUCAUCGCCUCUAAGGGUAUGGAGAGCGACUACCGUCCGGUGGUGAAGACUGUCUCCAAGCAGCUGGCAGAGUACAACAAGAUCCUCAUAGACACCCUACAGGGAACCAAGAUCUAGGAACUGACUCGGGAACAAGGACAGCUUCCUCUCUCUGGAGGCAGUCUCCAUGUCCCAAUUCCUGCAUCAACCCCUCUGUCAUACACUACCAUUCAAUAGUUUGGGGCCACUUAGAAAUGUCCUUAUUUUUUAAAGAAAAGCCUUCUUUUUAUUGUCCAUUAAAAUAACAUCAAAUUGAUCAGAAAUACAGUUAGAC
Oncorhynchus gorbuscha (pink salmon) is the source of this 2176-nucleotide messenger RNA. Its product is annotated as intraflagellar transport protein 74 homolog. Gene Ontology annotation, molecular function: beta-tubulin binding. NCBI's taxonomy places the organism in Eukaryota, Metazoa, Chordata, Actinopteri, Salmoniformes, Salmonidae. Bases 196 to 1980 code for a protein of 594 amino acids. The record is from RefSeq and is a predicted model, not a curated record. Gene Ontology annotation, biological process: intraciliary transport involved in cilium assembly; cilium assembly. Gene Ontology annotation, cellular component: intraciliary transport particle B; centrosome; cilium. The transcript has 21 exons.